Molecule: messenger RNA, 237 nt
Organism: Cercopithifilaria johnstoni
Lineage: Eukaryota; Metazoa; Nematoda; Chromadorea; Rhabditida; Onchocercidae
Source: the annotation of a GenBank genome assembly
AUGGCUAAACAAUGUUCAAGUAAGGAAUUUGUUUUUGCAGGUAUCGUCGGUGCUUCAAGCUCAGGUUUCAUUAGUGUGAUUGACGUUGUUGCGCUAAUAGUACCUGCAUAUAACCCACAAAAACCUCGAGACGCAACAGCAAUGAAGAACGGGAUAAUCCUAAUUGCAUUUACCCCCAUCCCCUACACGCAUUUCUUCAAACAGUGUUCUGCAUCGGUUUCCAAACCCAUGACAUAG